AUUACCCAAAAAGAAAAGGGAAUUAAGGAAAAAAACUCAAUAAGAGUCAGUGAUGAUAAGGAUCACACGGAGUCUUAUAUAACUUCGCAUUUUUUGUGUAAACAGAGAAUAUUUUGUAGAGGGAUUUCAGAUCUUUAGCACAAGCACUAUGAAGCCAUCUUAUGUGCCCAAAUCAAUAUCCAGUUUGUUACAGGAUCUGGAGAACAUCGACGAUAUUGACGAUAAACUCGAGUUCUUAGAUUUUCAUCUUCACCAGCAUGAGUUAGAAAUGAAAUGGGUUGAGGUUGCCAAAGACCUUUUCCCUCAAUGCAUGCUGCUACUAAUGGAUGCGGUUGAAACAUUAAGAGAAGAAAUAGCAAAAGUGAAGGCAACUAAAUCAUCUGCAUCAGGAGAACAAGAAAUAGGGCGUUUGGAAAAGAAGCAGAGAAUGAACUCUAACACAACAGAGAGUGCCAAAGGGACAAAAAGAUUGAGAGCUGAUUAUCGUCCCAAGCCGCUCACCGACCCAACGGGGAAAAAUAAUAGAAGAUGCUGGACCUCUGAACUUCAUAAUCAUUUUGUCAGAUCUGUAGAAAUCCUUGGAGGCCCUGAAGUGGCAACUCCUAGUGAGAUUAAAAUUUUGAUGGAAGCUGAAGGCCUGAGUACGGAUCAAGUAAAAAGCCAUCUGCAGAGAUACCGUCUCCAAAGCCGAAGGGCAUCACAACCAAGUGAGAAUCCAGUUAAAUCUCCCCAAGGACAUUCAAACAGAGUGGAUCUGUGAAAGUUUCUACACCAACAUAAUGGUGUCAUGCUUUUCUGAGGUUCUCUGGGGCUGGUCAUAACAUGCAAGGUUGUGAAGGCAAAAAUGCAGAGAGUGGUGCACCAGAUAGCAAGUGAUAAGGCUUCACAAACCCUCUUGCAUCAUGUCAUUGAUGUGUUUUUGCAUAUGUUAUUUGUUGAUUACCCCCAUCCUAGGAAGCACAAUCACUUCUAAAAUGGCGACGUGUCCGUGUCGGACACCGAUACUGCUCGGACACGUGUCCAAACUGUGUCAUGUUUUGCAUAUGUUAUUUGUUUAUUACCCCGAUCC
Tripterygium wilfordii is the source of this 1069-nucleotide messenger RNA. RefSeq names its product myb family transcription factor EFM-like. Gene Ontology annotation, biological process: regulation of DNA-templated transcription. The transcript is spliced from 5 exons. NCBI's taxonomy places the organism in Eukaryota, Viridiplantae, Streptophyta, Magnoliopsida, Celastrales, Celastraceae. The coding region runs from base 149 to 760 and encodes 203 amino acids. Gene Ontology annotation, molecular function: DNA-binding transcription factor activity; DNA binding. The record is from RefSeq and is a predicted model, not a curated record.